AUGGCCCCCCUGGCAGGCGAUGCAAGGUCAGUCCUGAAGGGAACAUGGAGUCUAGCUGCGGUAGCGAUUGUGGUUAUGGUACUGCGGGUUGUGGCGAAACUAAAGCUUCGCCACGUCGGAAUAGAUGAUUGUGCAAUGAUCACAGCUCUGCUCCUUGCGCUCGUCACAUCUACCCUGUUCAGCGUCGCUGUCGUUGUCUACGGCUUUGGUGAUGGCUUGGAUACACACAACCACUCGGACCUGGUCAAUGCUUUGAAAUACUAUGUCAUUUUGCAGGUUUUCGGUAUAGCUAGUAGCUGUAUGGGUCGAGUGGCGUUCAUCUUCUACCUGCUGCCUAUCCUCUCGACGACAAAGAUCUCUAAGAUCAUCUUGCGAGGGCUCCUAACACUGCAGGUGGUUAACUUCGUUUCAAUUGUACUGCUCCUCUCACAGUGCCGUGAUAUACGAGGCAUAUGGGACCCCCUGUUCGCCGAAAGAACAGAGUGCAUGGAUGUUUCCGUUGAGAUCUAUUAUGGAUACUUCCAAUGCUCCUGCAACGGCUUAACCGAUUUGAUCCUCUCCGUCUACCCGUCCUAUAUCUUCUGGAAUCUCAAACUACGACUCCGGGUUAAGAUUAGCUUGGUAAUUUUAAUAAGUCUGGGCCUCCUGUAA
Molecule: messenger RNA, 651 nt
Organism: Aspergillus oryzae RIB40
Lineage: Eukaryota; Fungi; Ascomycota; Eurotiomycetes; Eurotiales; Aspergillaceae
Exons: 3
Coding region: 1-651 (216 amino acids)
Source: RefSeq, a predicted model, not a curated record